Cinclus cinclus is the source of this 638-nucleotide messenger RNA. RefSeq names its product Xg glycoprotein (Xg blood group) (gene XG). Gene Ontology annotation, biological process: positive regulation of neutrophil extravasation; T cell extravasation; homotypic cell-cell adhesion. The record is from RefSeq and is a predicted model, not a curated record. The coding region runs from base 1 to 603 and encodes 200 amino acids. NCBI's taxonomy places the organism in Eukaryota, Metazoa, Chordata, Aves, Passeriformes, Cinclidae. The transcript is spliced from 9 exons.
AUGUACAGGACCUAUCAAGAUGAAGGAGCUGAGCUGAACCCUGAGCACUGCUGUGCUGACAAACCUCUGACAGCUUCUCUCUGUUCCUCAGCUUCUUCACUUGAACAAGCCCUCAGGUCUGGAGGUCAUGGAAGCCUGCCUGCUGACUUCAUGUCUUCUGUCACAUUCUGUCUAGGUCAAGGUGACUUUGAUUUAGCUGAUGCCCUUGAUCACCCUGAUGACAUAAUUACCAGGAAGCCUACAGUGAUCAGAAGACCAACAAGACCUGUGUUCAACAAUGACCUACAUUUAGGAGAUGCUCUUGGUGGGGGUGACAUCUCAAGAAAACCUUUAUACCCACCUCUUCCACCACGCCCAGGAAGUUAUGGUGGUAAUUCAGGAGGUUUUCAUGACUCAGAUCUCCUUGAUGGAAAACCUUUACCACCAGGAGACGAGGAGCAUCAUUUCAAUCAUGGAGGGAACACAGAUUCGGGUUUAAUAGCUGGAGUUACAUCCCCUGUAAUUUCUGCCUUUGUAGCACUGGUUGUUGGAUCAAUAGCAGCCUACACCGCUUACAAGAAUAAGAAACUUUGUUUCAAACCACGUGGUGGGGCUACAGUGUAAACCACUGAAAGAAGAGUUGCUGUCUGAUCACAGGC